Molecule: messenger RNA, 1416 nt
Organism: Acinonyx jubatus (cheetah)
Lineage: Eukaryota; Metazoa; Chordata; Mammalia; Carnivora; Felidae
Gene: SIX1
Product: SIX homeobox 1
Exons: 2
Coding region: 308-1162 (284 amino acids)
Biological process (GO): regulation of transcription by RNA polymerase II
Cellular component (GO): transcription regulator complex; nucleus
Molecular function (GO): RNA polymerase II cis-regulatory region sequence-specific DNA binding; DNA-binding transcription factor activity, RNA polymerase II-specific
Source: RefSeq, a predicted model, not a curated record
CCGCUGCGGGGAGAACAGAAACCAAGUUCCCCGGCAACGAGCAGCAUCAACCCGGCGGGAGGCCGGAGCCAGAGAGGCCCAAAAAGGCUGCGGAGUGAACCGGCCUCUCCGUGUCCAGCGCGCCCCCCUCCGCCUUCUUCCUCGGCCGCCCAGCCCUAAAUUUCGAUUAGCUUUUUCGCCUACGGAAAUCCUAGGGAGGGGGUUAGGAGCAGCUGCGCCCCCCUCCCUGCGGCUGCCGCCCCCCUGCUUUUAAGGCGCUGCUCCCUGCCUCGUGCGCCCGGGCAGUGCAUCUCGGCAGGCCCCAACCAUGUCGAUGCUGCCGUCGUUCGGCUUCACGCAGGAGCAAGUGGCGUGCGUGUGCGAAGUUCUGCAGCAAGGCGGGAACCUGGAGCGUCUGGGCAGGUUCCUGUGGUCGCUGCCCGCCUGCGACCACCUGCACAAGAACGAAAGCGUGCUCAAGGCCAAGGCCGUGGUUGCGUUCCACCGCGGGAACUUCCGCGAGCUCUACAAGAUCCUGGAGAGCCACCAAUUCUCGCCUCACAACCACCCCAAGCUGCAGCAACUGUGGCUGAAGGCGCACUACGUGGAGGCCGAGAAGCUGCGCGGCCGGCCCCUGGGCGCGGUGGGCAAAUAUCGGGUGCGCCGAAAAUUCCCGCUGCCGCGCACCAUCUGGGACGGCGAGGAGACCAGCUACUGCUUCAAGGAGAAGUCGCGGGGUGUGCUGCGGGAGUGGUACGCGCACAACCCGUACCCCUCGCCUCGUGAGAAGCGGGAGCUGGCCGAGGCCACGGGGCUCACCACCACCCAGGUCAGCAACUGGUUUAAGAACCGGAGGCAAAGAGACCGGGCCGCCGAGGCCAAGGAAAGGGAGAACACCGAAAACAAUAACUCCUCCUCCAACAAGCAGAAUCAACUCUCUCCUCUGGAAGGGGGCAAGCCGCUCAUGUCCAGCUCAGAAGAAGAAUUCUCACCUCCCCAAAGUCCAGACCAGAACUCGGUACUUCUGCUGCAGGGCAAUAUGGGCCACGCCAGGAGCUCAAACUAUUCUCUCCCUGGCUUAACGGCCUCACAGCCCAGCCACGGCCUGCAAGCCCACCAGCAUCAGCUCCAGGACUCCCUGCUGGGCCCUCUCACCUCCAGUCUGGUGGACUUGGGGUCUUAAGUGGGGAGGUACUGGGCCUGGAAGCAGUGACUAGGGACACUUGUAAAUAGAAAUCAGGAACAUUUUUGCAGCUUGUUUCUGGGGUUCUCUGCGCAUAAAGGAAUGGUGGACUUUCACAAAUAUCUUUUUAAAACUCAAAACCAACAGCGAUCUCAAGCUUAGUUAGUUACCUUCUUCUCUCCAACUCUUGCAUUUCCCAUCCCAGUGCAGAGAUCAGGAAAAAAAAAAAAAAAAAAAAACCCAAACAAACAAAA